Messenger RNA from Chlorocebus sabaeus (green monkey), 6408 nucleotides. The record is from RefSeq and is a predicted model, not a curated record. NCBI's taxonomy places the organism in Eukaryota, Metazoa, Chordata, Mammalia, Primates, Cercopithecidae.
UUGCCAUGGCAACGCGCGUACACAGGCCGGGCGGGCGCGCGGUGCGCCGGGUGUCGACUGGAGACUCCGCGGGAGCGCGGCCGGGAGGCCUCGCCCGGGAGCGGGCCCGACGCCUCCCGAGCUGGCAGGGCUCUGGGCGGAGGUCGGAGCGUGGGCUUCCUCCUCCCGCCAGGGAAAACAGAGAGGAUGAAAGCCUAUCUAAAGAGCGCAGAAGGCUUUUUUGUCCUAAAUAAAAGUACCACAAUUGGAAGGCAUGAAGAUUCAGACCUUGUUUUACAGUCUCCUGACAUCGACAACCACCAUGCACUCAUCGAAUAUAACGAGGCGGAGUGCAGCUUUGUUCUCCAGGACUUCAAUUCCCGCAACGGCACGUUUGUCAACGAGUGCCACAUUCAGAACGUGGCUGUGAAGCUCAUCCCUGGAGACAUCCUGAGAUUUGGGUCUGCAGGGCUGACCUAUGAACUGGUCGUUGAAAACCCACCUCCGGUCUCCUACCCAUGGAUGAGGGGCCCAGCACCAUGGCCAGGGCCACAGCCACCUCGUGCCACACAGCAGCCGAACCAGGCCCCCCCGCCGCCACAUAUCCCCUUCCACCAAGGCAUCCAGCCGGCACCGGUGCAAAGGAGCUGGUCCCAGGGCUUCCCCAGACCCACUGUGGUCCUGCCGGCCUCCCACCAGCGGCCUGUGAGCACCAGCAAGGAGAUGUUCUCGUUCGUGGUGGAUGACGCCCGCAAGCCCCCCGUCAUCAAGCAAGUGUGGACCAAUGCCAUGAAACUGUCGGAAAAACCACUGGCCGAGGGGAUUCCUGGGGCAGUUCCCCCCGCGGAGAUUUAUGUGGAGGAGGACUUGGCCCAGCAGGACAAGGAUGAAAUCAUUCUGCUGCUGGGAAAAGAGGUCAGCCGUCUCUCAGAUUAUGAAAUUGAAUCCAAAUACAAAGACGUCAUAAUAGCAAACCUGCAGACGGAAGUGGCUGAGCUGAGUCAGAAGCUGUCGGAGACCACCACCUCCAGGCAGAAUGAGAGGGAGAUCUCACAGAAGUGUCAGGUUCUGGAUGAAGACAUCGAUGCCAAACAGAAAGAGAUCCAGAGCUUGAAGAGCCAGAUCAGUGCCCUGCAGAAAGGGUACAGCCAGGUGCUGUGCCAGACCCUGUCGGAGCGGAACUCAGAAAUCACAUCCCUGAAGAACGAGGGUGAGAACUUAAAGAGGGACAACGCUAUCGCAUCAGGGAUGGUGUCAUCUUUGCAAAAAGACAUGUUAGCAAAGGAUGAGCAAGUUCAAGAACUAAAGGAAAAAGUCAAUCAACUAAAAAGUCAGAACAAAGACAAGGACCACCAGCUGGAAGCCCUUGGCUCUAGAUGCUCGGUGCUAAAGGAAGAGUUAAAACAGGAAGACGCUCACAGGGAGCUCAGGGAAACCCAGGAGAAAGAGUUAAAACUCUGCAAAACUCAAAUCCAAGACAUGGAGAAAGAAAUGAAGAAGCUCAGGGCGGAGCUGAGGAAGAGUUGUACUGAACAAAGCGUGAUCUCUAGGACUCUGAGAGAAAAGAGCAAGGUUGAAGAGAAGCUUCAGGAGGAUUCCAGAAGGAAAUUGCUUCAGCUGCAAGAAAUGGGGAACAGAGAGAGCCUCAUUAAAAUCAAUUUGGAGAGGGCAGUAGGUCAGCUGGAGCACUUCAGAAGUCAAGUCAUCAAGGCCACCUAUGGACGGGCAAAGCCGUUCCCAGACAAGCCCGUCACCGACCAACAGUUAAUAGAGAAAAUUGCCCAGGUCACUGAGGACAACAUCAAUUUUCAGCAGAAAAAGUGGACCCUACAGAAAGAAACCCAGCUGAGCAACUCCAAGCAGGAGGAGACCACCGAGAACAUCGAGAAGCUGAGGACGUCGCUGGACAGCUGCCAGGCUUGCAUGAAAAUGUCCUGUUGCACCAGUGACCUGAAGAAGGAGGUCGACCUUCUUCAGCACCUCCAGGUUAGCCCACCUGUCUCAGGGCUCCAGAAGGUGGUGCUGGACGUCCUGAGGCACGCCCUGUCCUGGCUGGAGGAGGUGGAGCAGCUCCUCCGGGACCUUGGGAUCCUGCCCUCCAGCGCUGACAAAGGGUUCUCUUUGUAUCUGAUUUAUCUUCUGGAACAUUAUAAAAAACUUAUGAGCCAGACCCAGGAACUUCAGAUCAAGUUCAACAGUUCUCAGGAAACUCAGCAGUCUUUACUGCAAGAAAAGCUGCGGGAGCAUCUGGCAGAGAAGAAGCAGCUGAACAAGGAGAGGCUAGAGCAAGAGGAGAAGCUGAAAGCCAAAAUCAGGCAACUGACGGAAGAGAAGGUGGCUUUGGAGGAGCGCAUUACGCAAGAGAGAAACAGAGCAAAAGAGACUUUGGAGGAAGAACGGAAGAGAAUGCAAGAGCUGGAGGGCCUCCUGGCCCAGCAGAAGAAGGCUUUGGCAGAAAGCAUUACCCAGGAGAAGAACAGAGUGAAGGAAGCAUUAGAGGAAGAGCAGGCAAGAGUCCAAGAGCUGGAGAAAUGCUUGGCCCACCAGAAGGAGGUUUUGGAGAGCAGCAUAGCCCAUGAAAAAAGAAAAGCAAAGGAAGCCUUGGAGUCAGAAAAGAGAAAAGUUCAGGACCUGGAGAACCACUUAACCCAACAGAAGGAGGUCUCAGAGAGCAGCAUUGCCUACGAGAAACGCAAAGCAAAGGAGGCCAUGGAGAAGGAAAAGAAAAAGGUGCAAGACCUGGAGAAUCGCUUAACCAAGCAGAAAGAGGAAUUAGAAUUAAAAGAGCAAAAAGAGGAUGUUUUAAGUAAUAAAUUAAGUGACGCAUUAGCCAUGGUUGAAGAGACUCAGAAAACAAAGGCAACUGAAAGUCUAAAAGCAGAGAGCCUCGCCUUGAAAUUAAAUGAAACAUUAGCUGAACUGGAAACUACCAAGACAAAAAUGAUCUUGAUGGAAGAGCGGCUAAUCCUGCAGCAGAAGACGGUAAGGGCCGUCCAGGAUGAGCAGGAAUCACAGAGACACGGAUUUGAAGAAGAGAUCAUGGAAUAUAAGGAGCAAAUCAAACAGCACUCCCAGACCAUUGUGAGCCUCGAAGAGAAGCUCCAGAAAGUCAGUCAGCACCAUAAAAAAAUAGAAGGCGAGAUUGCAACCUUGAAGGACAACGACCCGGCCCAAAAGGAGGAAAGGCCGCAAGACCCUCUGGUGGCUCCCACGACGGACAGCAGUGCCAAAGACAUGGCGUACGAACACCUGAUAGAUGACUUGUUGGCUGCUCAGAAGGAAAUCCUGUCUCAGCAGGAGGUCAUCAUGAAGUUAAGGAAAGACCUUACAGAAGCCCACAGCAGAAUGUCGGAUUUGAGAGGGGAGCUAAACGAGAAGCAGAAGAUGGAACUGGAACAGAACGUGGCACUGGUCCAGCAGCAAAGCAAGGAGCUGAGUGUGCUCAAGGAGAAGAUGGCCCAGAUGAGCAGUCUGGUGGAAAAGAAAGACCGGGAGCUGAAGGCCCUCAAGGAGGCACUCAGGGCUUCCCAGGAGAAACACAGACUCCAGCUGAACACAGAGAAGGAACAGAAGUCCCGGAAGAAGACCCAGACGUGUGACACCUCUGUGCAGAUAGAACCCGUCCACACCGAGGCCUUCUCCAGCAGCCAAGAGGAGCAAUCCUUCAGCGAUCUAGGGGUCAAGUGCAAAGGGUCCCGGCACGAGGAGGUCAUUCAGCGUCAGAAAAAGGCCUUAUCUGAACUUCGAGCGCGAAUUAAAGAACUAGAGAAGGCGCACGCACCAGAUCAUGAAGACCACCAGAAUGAAUCCUUUCUAGAUUUAAAGAACCUCAGAAUGAAAAGCAAUAUCCAGAAAAUACUAUUGGAUGCAAAACCAGAUUUGCCAACUCUCUCAAGAAUAGAGAUCCUAGCGCCUCAGAAUGGCCUUUGCAACGCAAGGUUCAGCUCAGCCAUGGAGAAGUCAGGGAAGAUGGAUGUGGCUGAGGCUUUAGAGCUCAGUGAAAAGCUGUACCUGGAUAUGAGCAAAACCCUUGGAAGUCUGAUGAACAUCAAGGACAUGUCCGGCCACGUGUCCAUGAAAUACCUCUCCCGCCAGGAGAGGGACAAGGUCAACCAGCUUCGACACAGGGACCUCGACCUGGUAUUUGAUAAGAUCACCCAGCUCAAGAACCAACUGGAGAGGAAAGAGGAGCUGUUGAGAGGAUACGAAAAGGACGUCGAACAGCUCAGGCGGAGCAAAGUGUCCGUUGAGAUGUACCAGUCGCAGGUGGCAAAGCUGGAGGAUGAUAUUUACAAAGAGGCCGAAGAAAAGGCCCUGCUGAAGGAGGCCCUGGAACGCAUGGAGCACCAGCUGUGCCAGGAGAAGAGGAUCAACAGGGCCAUCCGGCAGCAGAAGAUGAGGAAACUGCGCCUCAGAGAGUUAAGAGACGCCCAAGUGCACACAGUGGCUGGUAAGGAGGGCUGGGACCUGACCCCAGAUCCCUCUGACCCCGAUUCUCCUGCUCUCUGUGGGGUUGGCCCUGAGUCCCCUCCUUGUAACUGUCAGCUUUUAUGUGUGCAUGCAUGCUUGUGUGUGUGUGUGUACAUGUGUGCCAUGUGCAUGAGGGUUUGCCUAUGUGUGACACUGUGUGUGUGUGUGUGUGUAUGUGUGUGUGUGUGUGUGUGUGUGUGUUGCCUGCCUGAGCUCAGAGAGGGCCAAACCCCCAGGGAAGGGUGCCCCCUCCACCAACCAGGUGACCUCCUUGCAGAGGCCUGGCCUUCAUUCCACAAACCUUGCAGACCACAGGUUCCCUGGCUUGUAGCCCCAAAAAUGAAGUCAACGUCCUGCUCUGGACACGGCCUUUCCAGCACUCACCACUCUGAAUUAAACAUCACAGGCCCCCCUCUGCAUAUGUCAUGGGGCCGCCUCAGGCAGAGGACGGUUUCCUUUCACGCUGUGCCAUGUCAGGGAGAUCUGGGCAGCAACAGAGGCCUGAGAUGUCCUUUGAUGUGCCCACUGGAGAGCUCGCUCCUUCCCGAGGCAGCGUCCCCCAGGGCUUGGCAGGCCAGGCCCACAGCAGAGACACCAAACCACAGAAUGGGACGGCAGAGGGCCCUAAAAAGCCCAUUGUCAUGCACUGGCUGAAAAUGAAAGAAAACCUGCAGAUUUACAUAAUCAGUCCACAUGCAUUAUUCAUGGCCUCCCUAGCACACACAAUGCGCGCUGGCCAGCCGUCCACGGAGCGGGGGAGGAAGGUCCGAAGCGGCCAAGCCAAACCUGUGUCAGGUCCCCAGCUGGAGCCGGGAACUUUCAAAUUUGUGGAAUUCACAACGUCGGGAAAGAUUUGAUAAGAAGUAGAGCCACGGUCACAGCAAGGCUGAUGGUGUCAUUUAUGGAGCACUUGCUGUCAGGCGCACCCCACAGGGCACGGCCCAUCUUUACCUCAUGUCAGCCUGCAAGGAGGGCUGCUGGGCAUCUGCCCACUGAGGGGAAACUGAGGAGGUCAGAGGGCGGUGUCACCCGCCGGCUACUCCGCUACAGAAACGGGACCUCAGCGACCUCCGAUCCCGACCCUCCCAGCCCAUCCACUCAUCCACCUCAUUCCUUUCCAGGGUGCACCCCGCCUACUCCGUCACUAUUUCUCUCGGGGUUCAUCCCCAGACUCAGUUUGCAUUUAAGGUUUGUGACUAACAUGUUAUCAGAAACUCCUGUUUGUCAAGGGAAGAAAAAAGGGGGAAAAAAAUCUCUUUUUUUCUUGCUGUUCAAGAGUUUGACAACAUCACAGAAAACAGUUUUUUUUUCAGUGUUGCAAGAUUCAAAAGGGAACCUGUAUACAUCUGUCUGGGCAGCAGCUGCUUCCUAGGAGUAUAUUUUUAUUAAAUCGAAGUUAAAGGAAAGUAGAAUUCCUUUAAGUUUCACACCUAAUAUUUUCACAAGGAGUCAAUUUUUUUCCAAGUCUCCUGUAUAAAAUCUCGGCGCCCCUUCAUAAAGAUGGAACAGUCGAGUCUCUGGGAAACGAAAUUAGUCACCUUGAGUUUCAGAACUACCCGCCCCUGACACACAAACAACCACUGUAGUUUUAACACCUGAACAUCUCUUCACUGAGCAGAACUUCCCAGCGUCAAAAGUCAUCCUUCCAGCCGGGCAGGGCAGCUCACGUCUGUGAUACCAGAACUAUGGGAGGCUGAGGCAGGAGGAUCACUUGAGACCAGCCUGGGCAACAUAGCAAGACACCACCUCUAAAAAUAAAAAUAAACAAAUUAGCCAGGUGUGGCACCACACACCCGUAGUCUCAGCUACUUGGGAGGCUGAGGCAGGAGGAUCACUUGAGCCUAGUAGUUUGGGGCUGUAGUAAGCUAUGCUCACGCCAGUGCCCUCCAGCCUGGGCAACAGAGCAAGACCUCGUCUCUUUUAAAACAGAAAAAAGGGCUGGGCGCGGUGGCUCAAGCC